AUGUCAGAAAAUAUAUUUUCAACAACAAACGGAAUAUUUGAUAGUGGUGGAGGGAUAUUUAGUGAAUUCGAAAACGAUACUUUCGAUAUUUCCUUGAACAACGAAUUACCAUCAUUCUCACAAGAAAACGUUGAACAAUCUAAUAUGUCAUUUGAAAAUAAUAUUCCUGAUAAUGUUGACACCGCAGGGGGAGUCGACACAAAUAAGUUAGAUUUUGAAAUAUCACAAAUGUUAUCUCAAUCAGGUGCAGAAUCUUCCUCAAAUGGAAAAAACCUUUCUCCCGCUAAUUCUAUUGGAAAGUCAAAACAAGUUAAUAGAAGUCCUCGUUGGAGUAUGGGUACUGCUAGAAAAACUCAAAUGACUUUUAAAGAACAAGAAAGAGUUAUUGAUGAAAUAAAAAAAGAGAACUUUAGUUUAAAAUUAAAAAUUUAUUUCUUAGAAAGGCGUAUACAUGAAAUGGUAGUAGAAACAAUGGAACAAUCUCGGACAAAAUGUGAUUUACAACAUGGUAUGUCGGAAAUAGAAGAAUCCGAAUAUCAAAGAGCCAUAGCUCAAGCUGAACGACUUCAUCAAGAAAAUAAUGCUCUUCAUAGUAAAUAUGCUGACCUUUUAUCUGAAUUUAAGCGUUUACAAGAAACAUUAAAGAGAACAAAUGCAAAUGACGCUUCAAAUAUUGCUGAAGAAAAUGAAAAGAAUCGAGUCAAGAUUAAUCAAUUAAGAACUCAAAUCUCUGUUCUUAAAUCACAACUUGCUACCCAAACUUCCGAGAAUGAUGAUUUACAUUCCGAACUUGAAGCGAUGAGAAGUCGUCCCAUAAGUGCUGCUUCUUCAUCACGGGGAUUAUUUAGUGAAGAAUUUAGUGAUCAAUAUGAGGAAAAACUUGGUCAAUUAAGAGAUAAAGUAGCAGAAUUAAAACUUCAACUAAAUGAAAAAAAUUUGGAAGUUGAUGAAUAUAAGGAAGAAACUGCAUGUUUAAAAGAUGAUUUAACAUUAAUUCGUACGGAAAAUGUUGACUUGAUAACAGAAAUUAAUACGUUACAUAAACUUUGUCAUGAUAAUGAAUCACUUCAUCAUAUGGAAAUGGAGAAUUCCGAUAGACAGAUGAAUCUUCUUCAUCAAGAGGUCGAAAAUUUAAGGAUACAGAUGAAUGAAAUUAAUCAAAAUUUGAAUCAUGAGGUUGAACUCCGUAAUGCUACAGAAGAAAAGGAAAAAAAUUAUGAAAAAGAUUUGGAAAAAUUAAGAAAUGAAAAGAAAGAUAUCGAAAUAAAAACUAGUCAAAAAAUAAAUGAAUUAGAUGAUAAAUUGUUAGCUGCCCAACAACAAAUAUCUGAACUUUGUUUAACUAUAAAAGAAAGGGAUGCUGACCUUCAAUAUUCUAAACAACAACUUGGUAAUCAAACUAAUCGUACAAAAGAAUCAGCAGAUAGAUAUAAUAGAGAACAAGAAAGACUUCGAAAUGAUUUGGAUGCUACCCGUUUAGAAGCUGAAAAAUUACGUUCAAAACUUGAAGCGAUUGGGGAUGAAUUUGAAAGUAAAAAGUCACAAAUUCUUAAAUAUGAAAAUGAAAUUAAACAUUUAAAUAAUUUGUGUACUAAACAGAAUGAAAAAUUAUCUGCCAACGAAGAAACAAUACAUAAUUUGCAAUCUGAAAACAGAGAUAAAAAUGUUACUGUUGAUAAAUUAAAAUCUCAAGUUUUCGAACUUGAGAAAAACUUAAAUUGGGAAAAAAGUCAUAAUCAUUUAAUCGUAACACAAUAUAGUGAUCAAAUUGAAGAACGAAAUAAUUUGUUAUUAGCAACUCAUGGAAGUUUGAAUACUUUAAUGCCAGAUGUUACAGGAAAUUCAUGUUUUACCAAAAUCACAUCAUCUAAUUUUCAAAUGUUUAAUGAAAGUUUAACAAAAAUAUUAGAAUAUAUUAGUAAUAUUCGUGAUGAAUUUGAACGAAAAUCUAAAACAAUUAGUGAUCAAUGGCAAGAGCAAUAUGAAUAUUUGGAAAGUCAAAUAGAUGCCAAAGUGAGGUUAAUUAAUAAACAUGAAAUCACUGUUAACAAAGUUCUUAGUACUCAAAAAGAAUUACGUGAAUCUCUUCAAACAAGAAAUGUUCGUGCUGAAGAACUUGAUAUAAAACUUAAAGAAAGUGAAGAACAUAUAAGUACACUUGAAUUUAAUUAUAAUGAAAUAAAAGGGAAAUUACAGGUAGCGGAAGAAGUUUUAAAAGUAGAAAAACAAGGAGCCAAAGAAAAGACCGAUAUAUUGAUUGAAAAUGUCAAAGAUCUUGAAUCUCAAUUACAAGCUCAAAAUCGGCGAAAUACCCAAUUACAAGAAUUAAUUUCUAUUCAAAAGGCAUCAAUGGAUGCAACCAAAGAAUCGAAAGCAAUUACCGCCAAAGCUGAAAAUACAUUUGCAAUGCUUAAUGAACAAUUACGAGAACAAUUAGAAGAAAAAAAUAAAACAAUUGAUAAUGAACGACAACGGGUGAAACAUUUAGAAGAACAAUUUUCUAGUUUAAUCGAAGAACAUAAACGAUUAUGUAUUACAAUAGAAAAAAGAGAAGCAUUAUUAAAUAAAGCAUUAGGAGGAUUACAAUUAAUAAGUCAAAAGAAAGAUUUAGUAGAUAAUUCAGUUUUUUUAAAUUUAAGGGAAGUUACAGAAGAAAUGCAAACAACAUUACUUGAUGGAGAAGGUCGCCGAAGGCCUUCAUAUCAACCUCCACCUUAUAUUAAUCCACCUUGGAAACCAGUUGGACCGGCUAGUGCUGGUAGUAACACAAGUAUUACAAAAAAAAUAAAGUCAAUUUCUGCUAAAACUGCCACGACCAAUCUUUCUAAUACUAACACGACGCCUUCUAAGAUAAGAGUUAUGAACAAUACCAAAUCAAAAGAUCCAACAAAGAAUUCCUAG
This is a messenger RNA of Diversispora eburnea, 2901 nucleotides long. The record is from the annotation of a GenBank genome assembly. NCBI's taxonomy places the organism in Eukaryota, Fungi, Glomeromycota, Glomeromycetes, Diversisporales, Diversisporaceae.